Molecule: messenger RNA, 1228 nt
Organism: Phlebotomus papatasi
Lineage: Eukaryota; Metazoa; Arthropoda; Insecta; Diptera; Psychodidae
Product: carboxypeptidase N subunit 2-like
Exons: 2
Coding region: 36-1193 (385 amino acids)
Cellular component (GO): extracellular matrix
Molecular function (GO): protein binding
Source: RefSeq, a predicted model, not a curated record
ACGAACACACUUCGUCAGUGUGUAAAGAAAUAGUCAUGAUUAAGGGUGUGAAUUUCUUAUUAGUUUUUUGUGCAGUAUUCGGCUGUCUUCUUGCUGACUCCAACUAUAUUAAUGGUAACAUUACAGACCUAGCGAAGUUUAUCGAAACUGAAAAUGUCAGUAAGACUCAUUCAGAAGAUUUGAAUUUCUCAUUCAAUCUAAUCGUAAGAGUAAAUCCACAAGUUUUUGUGAAUUUCACAAAAUUGACUUCCGUGAACUUGGACCAUAACACUGAAUUUAAGCUAAACCAUGAGAAUGAUCCGGUACUAGAGAGUUCAACUCUAUCAGCAUUUUCCUGCAAUGAAUGCAAAAUUACAAAAAUCAGCAGUAAUACUUUUAGUUUGUUGCCUGAACUUCAAAUAUUAUUCCUCAAUAGUAAUGGUCUGACAAGCAUUGCACCGGAUGCAUUUAAAAGUAAUGCAAAUUUGGCAAAGUUAUCCUUCAAAGACAAUAAAUUGAAGGAAUUGCCGGAAAAUUUGGUAGAAGGCAAUUUAAAACUUCAAGUCCUGCACAUCGACAAUAACAGAUUGUACAACUUCCCCAAGGCAAGACCCAUCUUAAUUAGCAAAAGUUUGAAGAUUUUCACGUGCAAUGGCUGUGGAAUUACAGAGAUUCACAUGGAGACACUGUCUAAACUGCCACAUCUCACUACCCUGCACUUGCAGAUGAAUUCCAUAAGUCACAUGCAUGAAUUGAGCUUUGCAGAAACAUCCCAAUUGCAUGUUAUUAAUUUAGAGUCUAACAACCUGACUAAGCCACCCGUAAGUAUCCUCACGGAGGGGACUGUCCUUGAGGAACUUUGCCUAGGAGGGAACCCUAUAGAAUGGACCUUCGAAAGUUAUGAAUUCUACUACAAGCUGAGCCACAACUCCUGCAGUAUCGCCGUUCAAACAGUAGCAACAACAACAUCAACAACUCCAUAUCUAACCACGGAGAAGACCGAUGAGAUUGAUAAUAUUGCUAUGGCAGAAGUUGUUAAUCCAACCCUUUUGGAUGCCCUAAUUGCCACAUACUUGCUAGUUUGCGUCAUCCUGGAGAGUCUCCUAUUUGCAGCAAUUAGCCUAUACCUGGCUAGGAUAGUCCAAACAAAAUCAAAAGACUUUGACUACUCAACCUCGGUGAUCAAUCCAAGUGAUAUUUAUAAAAUAAAUUGAAUAAAAGAAUAAUUUUAGUAGGACAUUAAAAAAAA